Molecule: messenger RNA, 858 nt
Organism: Musa acuminata AAA Group (dessert banana)
Lineage: Eukaryota; Viridiplantae; Streptophyta; Magnoliopsida; Zingiberales; Musaceae
Product: RING-H2 finger protein ATL78-like
Exons: 1
Coding region: 157-750 (197 amino acids)
Biological process (GO): protein ubiquitination
Molecular function (GO): transferase activity
Source: RefSeq, a predicted model, not a curated record
GAUGUCCAAAGCCUCCAUCACAUCUGAAAUCUAAAAUAAACAAUUAGAAAAAGGUCAGUUAUCUUUCACAUCCUCUCUCCUUAUGUAUACUGCUUUGGACACAAUCCGACGGUAGUUCUCCGUCGGCACACCACACCAAAGAAGAACCCAACAGGCAUGUCUUCCACUUCCACCCGCAUCCAAUCCCUUGUGCUCGAGAUCUACUCCAGAAGACUCCUACUCCACACUGCACUCCCCUGGCAGCGCUCUCCGCCGACCCCCGGGAUCGCCGACAUCUCAGAUUCGCAAGGAAGGGUCGUCGAUCCCACCGCCGUCAUCGUGGUCCUCACCGCCCUACUGUGCGCCCUGAUAUGUGCGCUGGGCCUCAAGUCCAUCAUCCGCUGCGCGCUCCGGUGGUCGAACCGGCCGGCACAGACCGGGCUCAGAAGGAAGGCCUUGCAGCGGCUGCCGAGGCUGGUCUACUCCGCCGGGGUGAGGCUCACCGGUGCAGUCCCCGAGUGCGCCAUCUGCCUCUCGGAGUUCGUACCAGGUGAGCACAUACGGGUCCUUCCUAGCUGCAACCAUGGGUUUCACCUCAAGUGCAUCGACCGGUGGCUGACGGCGCGGUCCUCCUGCCCGACCUGCCGCCGGUGCAUGCUCGUGGCGAAGACCGCGGCUUGUGCCGGAGAAGGCCAACCGGGUCCGCAGCCGGUUCAUGCAGUCCUCGUGCCCUUGGAACCCGAAGGUCUCGCCACGACCCACCACUCCUAAGAAGUGUUAUUGGCCAUUUCGGUUUCCGUCUGCCAACUACACGGCGUGGUCUGUACAUAAUUCACCUUCCGAAGGAUAAUCCAGUGAAGUCGAUGUGGUUUCCACUAA